AUGACGCGUGUUGUCACGCUCAUAACUUUCUUCAUCAGUAUGGCCAACAGUCGUUGGACAACGUUCUGGCGUCGCACACGGAAUGCAUUCCAAGACCAAUCGCGCCGAAUAAUACGGAUGGAGGGCGCCGAGUUGCCUUCGCGUGCUCCUCGUCUGCUCUACUCAUUCAACACCCCCCUCCAAGUCUCUGAAGCUGUACUGGGAAGUGACGCUGACAUUGGUGGACGAUCCUCGGUCAACUUUACCCUUGACCAAAGUAGUCAAGACGAGCAGAUUGGCCGACCAACAGCCAAGUUUCAUGGUCAUCUCAGUCUUGACAUCAUUCGACCUGAAUUACGAGGACGAAUCAACACGGGCUAUGCAGGCUUCAAAACGCCGGUACGGUCUACUCUGUUUGGCAAGAUAACAGACAAUGUCUAUUUCUACGACUAUCUUGCACUGCGGGUCAGAGCCGCAGGCGACCCAAUUCUACACGGUUGUUACUUCGUGAACAUCCAGACCCUCGAUGGGAUGCAACAUAAGUCUUUGUGGCAGCAACGGCUCCCUAUUCGUAGACAGGACAACGACUGGGAGACCGUCUAUUUACCUUUCGAUGACUUUGAAUAUUUCACCAUCGGAGAGCAACCUUCUGUCCGCGAAAACAUCGACAAGGAAAGCUUGUUGACGAUUGGGAUUUCAGUUCUCGGCGGUCGUCACCAUGCCUCUGGCCCGUACGAACUGGGGGUCGAUUCCAUUUGGGUUGUUGCUGAUCAUGAGGGUUGUGUGCCAGACAGUCCUGGACCCAAUAUACCUCAGUCACCAUAG
This is a messenger RNA of Mycena indigotica, 804 nucleotides long. RefSeq names its product CIA30 domain-containing protein. Bases 1 to 804 code for a protein of 267 amino acids. Gene Ontology annotation, cellular component: mitochondrion. The record is from RefSeq and is a predicted model, not a curated record. Gene Ontology annotation, biological process: mitochondrial respiratory chain complex I assembly; mitochondrial electron transport, NADH to ubiquinone. The transcript is spliced from 3 exons. Lineage: Eukaryota; Fungi; Basidiomycota; Agaricomycetes; Agaricales; Mycenaceae.